AUAUAUUCCAUCUUCUCUUAUAUUGGGUCCGAACUCUGAAAGUGUUCCUUCACCAUUCUCAUCUCUCUCUUUCUCUUUCUAUUCUCUCUCUCUAACGUUCCAUGGAAUCCGAUAGUCGCCGCUGUUUUCACUCUCUCCGACUCUGAACUAAUCGCUGACUAUACAAAAAAUGCAACAACCGCAGAUCGCGAACCUUCUUUCUCACGCUUUGUUCUAAGAAUCGUUGUUCGGCGAAGAAGCUCUUUGAAUUUCUCUCUCUAGAACUCCGCUGUUUUUGCUUACAUUACCUGUAUUUUAUGUUUGCUGUGUUCGAUCGUGUCGGUUAUCGCCGCCGGAAUCGUUGCUUGCCGGCGAUGUUGAAGUUCAAUUAGUUUUUUACUGCUUUAGCUCGAAAUUGAUAAAGUGUUGUGAAGAAAUCGAAAGAGUUCUAUAUAACUUGAAGAUUGAAGAAGGAACGAUGUUCGAUCUUAACCUGAAUGCCGAUUCCACUCAGCACGAUGACUCGCCCGUGCUGCUCGGGGAGAAGAUUCCGGAAGCGUCCUCCGGGACCUCGAAUUCCUCCGUGGUGAAUGCGGAGGGUUCGAGCAACGGAGGUGGUGCCGGAGACGACGACUCGUGUUCCACACGCGCCACUGGCAGCGGCGAUGUGUACACCUUCAAUUUCGAUAUUCUGAAGGUGGAAGGCGGGAGCGACAACUCCGUCGCGACGAAGGAACUGUUUCCGGUGAGCGCCGGGAACUGGCAGGGGCAGGCUUCGACAUCGUCGAUUCCGGCGAGGAAGAGCUGGAUGGAUCUGUCGCUGGAUCAGCAUCGAGGUGAAAGCGCGGAGAUGAAGAAGAUUGUUCAGGUUCAGCAGCAGCAACAGCAACAACAGCCUCCGCAAGCGAAGAAGAGUAGGAGGGGCCCACGCUCAAGGAGCUCGCAGUACAGAGGUGUCACCUUCUACAGGAGGACCGGAAGAUGGGAAUCGCAUAUCUGGGAUUGCGGGAAACAAGUUUAUUUGGGUGGAUUUGACACCGCUCAUGCCGCUGCUAGAGCUUAUGAUCGAGCUGCUAUCAAGUUUAGGGGACUUGAUGCUGACAUCAAUUUUAAUCUCGUUGACUAUGAGGACGAUCUCAAACAGAUGAAAAAUCUCUCCAAGGAGGAAUUUGUUCACAUACUCCGUCGCCAAAGCACUGGUUUCUCAAGAGGAAGUUCAAAAUACCGAGGAGUGACACUUCACAAAUGUGGCCGGUGGGAAGCUCGAAUGGGACAAUUCCUUGGCAAAAAGUAUAUAUAUCUUGGGCUAUUCGACAGCGAAGUAGAAGCUGCAAGGGCUUAUGACAAAGCAGCUAUCAAAUGCAAUGGAAGAGAGGCAGUCACUAACUUCGAGCCAAGUACGUAUGAAAGCGAGGUCAAAACUGAAGCCAUUGGUGAAGGUGGCAGUCACAACCUUGACCUCAAUUUAGGCAUGGCUACCCCAGGACAUGAUCCCAAAGAAAACAGGGGGAAUCUUCAGUUCCAGUCUGUCCCUUACGAUGUGCAUCCCGGAAGAAGUUCGAGGAUGGAAACCCAUGUUAAUUCAGUUAUUGGUGAUCCGUCUUUGAAAAGGCUGGUUGUAAAUGAAGAGCGUUCUUCUGUCUGGAAUGCCUCGUAUUCGAGUUUCUUUCCCAGUGAGGAAAGAGCAGAGAGAAUCGGCAUAGAUCCCUCACAUGGAGUCCCAGGCUGGGCGUGGCAAACUCACGGUCCGGGCAGUGCUACCCCAGUACCACCGUUCUCUACUGCAGCAUCAUCAGGAUUCUCAAUUUCUGCUACCUAUCCAUCGCCUGCCAUCUUUCCAACAAAACCUAUGAACUCAAUUCCUCAGAGUAUCUCAUUUACUUCAUCCGUUGCACCUGGUAGCAAUGCAGCUCAUCAAUACUAUUACCAGGUGAAGUCCCCGCACGCACCAUCCUAACCCAUCCUUGUAAUGCAGACAUGAAAACAAAUGGCAGCAUGUCUGCUGAAAAUUCUUUGUAUAAUUCAGUCACUGAUUGGCGUAUACUGAGAUUUCUGAUUGGCACCUCUUGGGGUGAAACCAUUAUGCACAUAAUGUGUGAAGGAAAUGCUCUAUAUCUUCAAUUUA
Messenger RNA from Arachis stenosperma, 2104 nucleotides. RefSeq names its product ethylene-responsive transcription factor RAP2-7. Gene Ontology annotation, molecular function: DNA-binding transcription factor activity; DNA binding. The transcript has 11 exons. Gene Ontology annotation, biological process: regulation of DNA-templated transcription. The record is from RefSeq and is a predicted model, not a curated record. Bases 458 to 1936 code for a protein of 492 amino acids. NCBI's taxonomy places the organism in Eukaryota, Viridiplantae, Streptophyta, Magnoliopsida, Fabales, Fabaceae.